Molecule: messenger RNA, 3072 nt
Organism: Colletotrichum fioriniae
Lineage: Eukaryota; Fungi; Ascomycota; Sordariomycetes; Glomerellales; Glomerellaceae
Source: RefSeq, a predicted model, not a curated record
AUGGCCAGACUUACCUACGGCGAGCUCGAAAGAGCCAGACUGCUCGACACAAUGGAUACUGACUACUACGUCAAGGCAAUUCGCAAGAAGAUGGAGAGCGAUCUCUCCAAGAAGAAGCACCUCACGAGCCGAGCCCGUCACUCCCGCAAGGCCCCUCCAGGCACCGUUCUCGCCCUGAAGCCCAGUCAAGCCCUGCAGAUCAAGCCCGCCACCACCGUCGCCGAGGCCGCCCAGCUCAUGGCCGCCAAGCGCGAGGACUGCGUGCUCGUCACCGACGACGACGACCGCAUCGCCGGUAUCUUCACCGCAAAGGAUCUCGCCUUCCGCGUCGUCGGCGCCGGCCAGAAGCCCAACCACAUCACCAUUGCCGAGAUCAUGACCAAGAACCCCCUCUGCGCCCGCACCGACACCAGCGCCACCGACGCCCUCGAUCUCAUGGUCCGCAAGGGUUUCCGUCACUUGCCGGUUAUGGACGAGAACCAAGAUAUUUCUGGUAUUCUCGAUAUUACAAAGUGUUUCUACGAUGCCAUGGAGAAGCUGGAGCGUGCCUACUCAUCCUCGAGACGUCUGUACGAUGCCCUCGAGGGUGUGCAGUCUGAGCUCGGCACGAGCCAGCCGCAACAGAUUAUCCAGUACGUCGAGGCUCUGCGUUCCAAGAUGUCGGGCCCGACCCUCGAGUCGGUCCUUGACGGACGGCCCCCGACGACGGUCAGCGUGAGAACCUCGGUCAAGGAGGCCGCACAGAUGAUGAAGGAGAACCGAACCACUGCCGUCCUGGUGCAAGAUCAGGGUGCCAUCACUGGUAUUUUCACCAGCAAGGACGUCGUCCUCCGUGUCAUUGCCCCUGGUCUCGACCCCGCGACGUGCAGCGUUGUCCGCGUCAUGACGCCUCACCCGGACUUUGCUCCCAUGGAAAUGAGCAUCCAGGCUGCUCUCCGCAAGAUGCAUGAUGGCCACUACCUCAACCUCCCCGUCAUGAACGAGGGCGGCGAAAUCGUCGGCAUGGUCGACGUUCUCAAGCUCACCUAUGCUACCCUCGAGCAGAUCAACACCAUGUCUACUUCAGACAGCGAAGGACCCGCGUGGAACAAGUUCUGGCUCUCGCUCGACGACGGCACAGAGUCCAUGAUGUCCGGCGAAGGCAGCCACACUCACCACACAAAUCUGGGCUCACGCAUUAUGUCUCCCGAUAUCACCCGGGAGCGCAUCGGCGACAGCGUGGCUCCCGGCGACUCUGCCUCCCACGUUGGUCUGGAGUCACCGCCUCGUUCCGCCGUCACCGGCAACAGCCCAGCUCAGCAGUCCCCUGCCGAGCUACCCUUCCCCUUCAAGUUCAAGGCCCCGUCCGGCCGUGUUCACCGCCUGCAGGUCAUUGCCUCCCAGGGUAUCUCAGCAAUGGUUGCCAACGUUGUUGCCAAGUUGGGAAGCGAAGUCGAUGCCAUCGGCGGUGCUCCAGUGGCCGACGAAGGAAAGAUCUCUGGUGGUUUCGCCCUCAGCUACCUCGAUGACGAGGGUGACUCUGUCUCCAUCACGACGGACAACGAUCUGCUCGAGUCCAUCCUCCUCGCCCGCCAGAGCCGGCAUGAAAAGGUCGAUCUGUUUGUUCACGACCCCGAGAAGCCCCCCGUUUCCGCCGCACCCCCCACCAUCGAGACCAUUGCGCUCCCCACCCCUCCCAUUUCCGCCACGCCCGAUUUGCGCCGGAGAAGAGCCUAUGAUGACGAGGACGACGAGGCGGAGGAUGAGGACGAGGAUGAGUCAACGAUCCGGAGGUCGCGUCGCGCGAAACAUCACGCACCCGCGGAGAAGGAGGUCAUUGCCGGUGUCCCGAACGAGCUGCUGCUCCCUGGUGCCAUUGUGACGUUGGCAGUUGUCAUCGUCGGUGUUUUCACGAUCUCUCGCCUGACCAGCAGCAGAGCCCUGCUGGCACCAGCAGUCGCCCGAACAUGCCACCGCGCCGGCAUCACGACCGACGCCCUCGUCGGCACCAUGACGCCCGAGACCUUUGCAGACCUAACCACCUCGGCGGCCCUCGGCCAGAUCCCUCACGCCGCCGCCUCGCUGCAGAACGACCCGGACGCGGCAGCCAAGCGCGCCGAGGCGAUUGAGGCCCGCUCCAAGACGGUACCCAACGCCUACAACCGCUUCCGCCGGCAGCAGAACCUCAACGCUCGCGUCGGCGCUGCCGUCGCUCGGCCGUACGUGCCCUCGCAGCUGAUUGAGAACCCGCCGCACCCCAAGGAUAUCAGCCUGGAGCUUCUGAUGGCGAGUCAGACGCACAUGGGACAUCACACGUCCCGCUGGAACCCGGCCAAUGCAAAGUAUAUUUACGGUGUGAGGCAGGGGAUUCAUAUUAUUUCCCUCGAGACGACGGCGGCGUACCUCCGUCGCGCGGCGCGCGUCGUCGAAGAGGUGGCGUACCGCGGCGGAUUGAUCUUGUUUGCGGGCACGCGGAAAGGGCAGAUGGAUAUCGUGACGGGAGCGGCGAAGCUCGCGGGUGGGUGUCACUUGUUCACCAAGUGGACGCCGGGCAACAUUACGAACCGCGACGUGAUUAACCAGGGCAAGGAGGUGCGGAUCGUGGACGAGAAGGAUAUCACGCUACAAGGGUUUGAGAGGUUGCAGAGGACGGGCAGGCCGCUGGUGCCGGAUUUGAUUGUGUGUUUGAAUCCGAGGGAGAACUAUACCAUGCUGUACGAGUGUGGGUUGGCGAACGUGCCGACGAUUGGCAUUAUUGAUACGGAUGCGAACCCGGAUUGGGUUACGUAUGCCAUUCCUGCCAACGAUGACAGCUAUCGAUCCGUCGCCGUCAUUGCAGGCGUCCUCGGACGCGCGGGCGAAGCCGGCCAGAAGCGCCGUCUCGCGGCUGCGGAGAACGGCGAGUCGGAGUGGGCCACCCCGCUGGAGACGCGACGAUUCAUGACAGCCCAGGGGAACGCGUGGAAGAAGGAAAUGGCAAAGUGGCAGGCGACGGCCUCGCACGCGGCGCACAAUGCGGACGAGGGCGAGGAGGCGAGGUUGCUUGAGAUGUUGCAGGUUGAUCGGACCAAGGCUGUUGAUGGUGAGCUUUGA